Messenger RNA from Aspergillus glaucus CBS 516.65, 579 nucleotides. RefSeq lists its product as uncharacterized. The transcript has 2 exons. NCBI's taxonomy places the organism in Eukaryota, Fungi, Ascomycota, Eurotiomycetes, Eurotiales, Aspergillaceae. The coding region runs from base 1 to 579 and encodes 192 amino acids. The record is from RefSeq and is a predicted model, not a curated record.
AUGUCUCUUCGAACAACCCGUCUCGCAUCCCUGCUCACCCGUGCAGCCGCAAGAGCACCAUCCAUAACACUCCGCCCCUUACUGGGAGCUUCAUCCACCCAAGUUCCCAGCCAAAGCUCAAGACAGAUCCAACCAUUCCCCUUACCAAUUUCAAACCAAGUCCAAACUAGAGGCUACGCCCUCGGCGCUACAACCGGAAAGUCACAGGGUGAUCUCCUCGUCGACGAGUUACAAGAAUUAUACGAAAUUGCAAAAGAUGAAUUCGAAAUCGCAACCGACAGUACCGACAACGCCACCAUCUACGCCGCCUCCGACCGCGACUCCUGCCGCGACGCCCUAAACCAGUUCAUCGCGACCUACUCCCUCUACACAUCCUCCGAGAUCCGACCCACGGCCGAAUCGCACCAGCCGCAGCAGGCGCAGCCAGAUGAUAGUGGGAUGGAUGCUGUGGGGACGGGGUAUGAUCCUGCGGAUAUUGAGCCGGCGGUUAGGGAGGAGGUGAAGAAGAGGGUUGGACAGAGGGUUAGGGAGUUGGAGAAUGCGGUGCAGCUUUUGGAGGAGAGGGCGCAGGCUGAUUGA